GGUAAAAAUUUCCUCAUGAGAGAAUUCCUUGUUCUACCAGACUCAUAUUCAUGAAACAUUGCAGAAACCUGCAAUUUUACAUCCCGUACAAAAUGCAUCCACUUCCGAUAUUCCCAGCAGGAUAUUUCAAUUUUUUUUUAUUUUUUCAUUUCAACAGAACAACACAGUAUGCCAAACACCAACCCAUUUCAGCUGGCAUUGUUUCUAUAUAUUGAUAUCAAGUGCAGGCCGUAUAUGGGUCAGUAAUGUUUCAAUGAACUACCCUAUUAUGCCACAGAAACACAUUUCGGGCAUGACAUUGAAGAGAGGAGAUCCCAACAAAAGGUACAACACGAAUGUCUUCCUCUUGACACUUCAAGUACCCUUAUAUCUGCCUCAAUCUAGAAUCAAAGUUGAGGAAUUCUGUAAGAACCAACUUAGAGUAUAGAUUUGUCGGUCGAUAUUUAUUUUAGAUUUACGAAAUCUACGUGUCUAUAGAUGUUGAUUUUUACCAAGUGUACCACAUGCAACUGCAGCCUAUGGUAACGCCAGAUGUCCAUAAUCCUGUAAUGAGCUGAUUUUCCAUGGAGGUGAUGUAACUUCUUAUCGUUCGGAAGUCAAGAAUCUGAAUUAGUGUUUUUUCAUAUAUAUAUAUUUUCAAGUUAGUAGAGACAUUUUUUGCCUCAUGGAUUCGACGAUGGAGAUUUCUACUAAUUCUGUAGAAAGAUUGAGACGUGGUACAAGGAAGAAAGGAGGCCUCAUCACAGUGCCUUUUAUCAUAGCAAAUGCGGGAUUUGAAAGAGUGGCAACUACAGGCGCUCAAACAAACAUGAUCCUGUACCUGACAGGUCAGUAUCACUUUGAUAGUGCCACUGCUUACAACAUCCUGUUCUGGUGGGGAGCCAUAACAAAUUUCUUGCCUACACUUGGGGCUUUUCUUUCUGAUUCUUGCUUGGGACGAUUCCGGGUGAUUGCCAUGGGAUCACUUGUUACUCUUGCUGGACAGACAGCACUUUGGUUAACAGCCAUACUUCCCAAGGCAAGACCACCUUAUUGCGAGGACGAUCCAAACAAUUGUGUGAAGCCAAACUCAUGGCAGCUUUUGCUUCUCAUUUCAGCAUUCGGGCUCCUGUCAAUAGGAACCGGUGGGAUACAGCCAUGUUCAUUGGCUUUUGGAGCAGAUCAAUUUGAUGACCCUGACAACCCGGGAAACGGGAGGAUCUUACAGACUUUUUUCAAUUGGUAUUUUGCAUCUCUUGGUGUAGCGGUCAUGAUUGCUUUGACUGUUAUUGCAUACAUCCAGAAUAACCAUGGCUGGGGCCUUGGGUUUGGGAUUCCUGUAUUGCUCAUGCUUAUCUCAACCAUCAUUUUCCUAUUGGGUUCUAAACUCUAUGUUAAGAUCAAGGCAGAUAAGGGCUUGAUGGCAGGUUUUGCUCAAGUCAUGGCCGUGGCUUGGAAGAACAAACACCUAACUUUGCCUCCAAGUGAUUCCCAUGGAUUGUAUUAUCAUAGAAAGGAUUCAAAAAUCAUUCAUCCCACUCAAAGACUAAGGUUUCUAAACAAAGCUUGCAUGGUGACUGAUAAGGAAACUAAUCCAAAUCCUGAGGGUUCAAUUUCAGAUCCCUGGAAAGCCUGCACGGUCGAACAAGUAGAGAACUUGAAAGCUCUUAUUAAAGUAAUUCCCAUAUGGUCUACUGGCAUCAUUCUUGGAGCAACAUUAAGUCAGUAUCCUAUCUAUGUACAACAAGCAAGCACAAUGGAUCGGCGAAUUUAUGGAAAUGUCAAGAUCCCUGGAGCCACGAUGACUGUCUUUGCUGUUCUGAGUGUGGGAAUUUGGGUGACUGUCUAUGAUAGACUACUUGUUCCUCGAAUAGCUAAAUACACAAAGAAUCCACGAGGCCUUAGCUACGAGCAAAGGAUAGGAAUCGGAUUAUUCAUGUCUUGCAUUGCCAUGACAACCGUAGCACUGGUAGAGAGAAAGCGACGAAAUGUAGCAAUUAAACAAGGGGUGGCUGAGAAUCCAUUCGCAGUUGUGAACAUGUCAGUGUUUUGGCAAGUACCACAAUAUUGCUUGAUAGGAUUAGCUGAGGCAUUCAAUGCAAUUGGACAGACUGAGUUAUACUAUUCUCUUUUCCCUAAGAACAUGUCUAGUAUUGGUGUUUCUAUUCUUGCAUUGGGAUUCGCUGUUGGCAACUUGGUCGGAAGUUUCAUCGUGAUGGUUGUGAAGCGAGUUUCGGGGAGAGGAAAACACAUUGGUUGGCUUGCAAACAACCUUAACCAAGGCCACUAUGAUUACUACUUUUGGAUUCUGACCGCUAUGAGUGUGGUCAACUUUUUGUACUUUAUGUUGUUGAUCUUGUUCUGUAAUUCUUGCUCGGAUGAAGAGUUGAUAAGUGAUGAUGGAAAAGACAGAGCUGAAGAAACAAAGGAAGAAGAAAGUGCCAACAAUAGCCUAGGUAACUAUCACCAUGUUUAAAGCCCGAAGUAGGUGGAUGUGAUUGAUAUACAAGAUGAUUCAUUAUUACUAAUCCCCUUCUGGCCUUGUCCUAUUCAUUCCUCCUCAUGGUGUUUACAUGUUAAUGGUUAUAGCCGAUGACAGGAAAAGAAAAAACUUGAACUGUAGUUUGUGCAACCUGAAUUCGUUCCGCGAAAUGACUUUUAGUUACUAAGAUUACAAAAAUCAUAGGACAAGCAUUACUACCCCUAGCUAUCCCCAUAAGAGGUCAUGUUAUAAGACAAUCAAAAGAUCAAACUCAAGUUCAGUUCUCUCAUUGAGGUCGUGAAUGUUCCUACCAUGUGAGUUAAGGUUCGUUCUCAUGUCACGCCAAUAUUAUAAGUACGUUCUUAAGCAUAUAUAUAAUCAACCUAGAUUAAAAGAAACGUUAAAAACUCCAGAGAACCAAAAAGCACUGUGCACCUUAGAAUCGACUAAUCUACUCCUAAUCCUCGUAAUCUGUCUCUUCAUCAUCAUCGUCGUCGUCUCCAUUUCCGUGAUAUCCCCAUUUAUCCUCGAGUUCCUCUUUCUCGUCCUCUGUUUCUUCACUAUCAUCCCCUUCAUCAAAUGCACCAUUCAUUAACCUAGACUUUCCGGUUGCAAUGCUGUUACCAUUGGAGCUUUUAAGUUGAGGAGCGAUUUUCGCAGGAGGCGAUUUCAAAAUUGGCUUAGCCCUGUUUUGCUUCUGCAGCAUUUUCCCAUUCCCGGGAUUCACAGCCCGUGCAGCACCAUCAUCAUCGUGACUUGCUUCAGUAUCCACAUAUCUCCCAGCAACAGUUGAUUUGGCAUUCGCCUUCGCCUGCGUUCCAUCCUUAAAAUGAUGCCCGGGAUGCACACUUUUCAAAUGAAGAUUCAGCUUGUACGCAUGUAUGUAAGCUCUGUUCCCACACGACUCAUAUGGACAGACAAACGGGCGAUCCAAUGCCGGAGAGUUGUGAGUAACCGUGGAAGAUUUGGGAGUUUUAACCAGCUUCAGGUCAGGGAUCACCGGACUAUUAUUAUACAGGGGAAUUUGUAUUUGUACCUCAUUCAAAGCCUUAACAUGCUGGGAAGCGAUGUGAUUUCGAAGCUUGGAGUCCUGAGCAAAUCGCCUUCCACAACCUGGAUAAUGGCAAACAAAGUAAUUCUCCUGAGAAUGUGUUUUCAUGUGUGAUUUUAAAUUAAAAUCCAGGGAAAACGCCUUCCCACAGCCUGGAAAUGGGCACUCGAAUUCUCUCUUCCCAGUAUGAACUAACAAGUGCCUCUUCAAUUUUGACCUAUCCAAGAAUUUCCUCCCACAAUUCUCGUAAACGCAAUAGUACUGUCUCGGGCCGUGGAUCUGUGAAUGCUUCCUCAAUGCUCCGGCGUCCAUGAACGUUCUCCCGCAACCUUCGCUGCUACAGAGGAACAGAACCUCCGUCGUCGGUUCGGGUUCGGGUUCGGGUAAUUCCGGUGGUUUCUUCUCUUCGAUCGCCUUCAAUGUAGCUUCGCUGACCCAUUUUAAGAGCCGGCACUUUCCGCCGGAGGCGAUAUCUUGAGUCACCCAUUCUUUCACCCACUUGACCGGAGGAGAAGCCUCGGGCUUGACGACGGGCCGCCUGUCGAACAGAUUCCGACGCGUGUGCGCCGACGCCGACGCUUCCAUAUCCGCUGAAAAAAAUCGCGAUUUCGAUCACUCUAGUAAUAGUUGCAAAACAGAAAAUCGGGUCAAUUUUGACGAAAAAUUGAGAAGCUUUGAAACCCUAAAGAGUUGGUAUUUGGUAAUUUUGAUUAUUGGCUACUUUGAGGCGGAAUUCCCGACGGACGGUGAUGAUAGACAAUAGGGUUUUUUUUUUUUUUUUUUUCCUGUUUCUUUUUUGCUUUUUUGUUUUUU
This is a messenger RNA of Oldenlandia corymbosa var. corymbosa, 4325 nucleotides long. NCBI's taxonomy places the organism in Eukaryota, Viridiplantae, Streptophyta, Magnoliopsida, Gentianales, Rubiaceae. The record is from the annotation of a GenBank genome assembly.